Molecule: messenger RNA, 7416 nt
Organism: Dermochelys coriacea (leatherback sea turtle)
Lineage: Eukaryota; Metazoa; Chordata; Testudines; Dermochelyidae
Gene: POLE
Product: DNA polymerase epsilon, catalytic subunit
Exons: 49
Coding region: 66-6905 (2279 amino acids)
Biological process (GO): base-excision repair, gap-filling; nucleotide-excision repair, DNA gap filling; mitotic cell cycle
Cellular component (GO): nucleus; epsilon DNA polymerase complex
Molecular function (GO): zinc ion binding; DNA-directed DNA polymerase activity; single-stranded DNA 3'-5' DNA exonuclease activity
Source: RefSeq, a predicted model, not a curated record
GGCGCCCGCGGAGUCGAGGCGGUCUGGUGCGAGCUGGGUGCAGCGCGGGAAAUUCUGCCGCCGGGAUGGCGCUGAGGAACAGCGGGCGGCGCCGCGCCGAGCCCGCGGGCGGGGACCCCGACGCCGCGCGGGACGAUGGCUCCGGGCUCUCCGCCCUCAAGCGCCUGCAGCGCAGCCAGCGGACCGACCGGAUGGACGCGCAGUUCGGGUUCGAGCGGGCCAAGGAGCCGGGGGAGAAGACGGGCUGGCUGAUCAACAUGCACCCGGCAGAGAUCUUGGACGAUGAUAAACGCUUGGUGAGCUGUGUGGAUUAUUACUUCGUCCAGGAGGAUGGGAGCAGGUUUAAGGUGGCCCUGUCCUAUAAACCCUACUUCUAUAUUGCAACCCGGAAGGGCUGCGAGCGGGAAGUGUCCUCCUUCCUCUCCAAGAAGUACCAGGGGAAAAUCGCAAAGCUGGAAACGGUUCCCAAAGAGGAUCUGGACUUGCCAAAUCACCUGGUGGGCCUGAAGCGGAACUACAUCAAGCUAUCUUUCAACACUGUGGAAGACCUGGUGAAGGUGCGGCGGGAAAUCUCUCCUGCUGUGAAGAAGAACAGGGAGCGGGACCAGGCGAGUGACACCUACACAUCCAUGCUGUCCAGUGCUCUAAUUGGUGGCAGCCUGACCACAGAUGAUGAGGGGCCCUCGAAGAAGUCUGUCAACCAGAUGGACAACAUAGUGGACAUGCGGGAGUAUGACGUGCCCUACCACAUCCGUCUGUCCAUCGACCUGAAGAUUCAUGUGGCUCAUUGGUACAAUGUCCGCUAUCGAGGCAGCAUGUACCCUCCGGAAAUCACCCGCCGAGACGACCUGGUAGAGCGACCGGAUCCUGUUGUGCUGGCCUUUGACAUUGAAACCACCAAGCUCCCCCUGAAGUUCCCUGAUGCAGAGACAGACCAGAUCAUGAUGAUCUCCUACAUGAUUGAUGGCCAGGGCUACCUGAUCACAAACAGGGAGAUCGUCUCUGAGGAUAUUGAAGAUUUUGAGUUUACUCCCAAGCCGGAGUAUGAGGGUCCCUUUUGUGUCUUUAACGAGCUGGAUGAGGCCCAUUUAAUCCAGAGGUGGUUUGAGCAUGUCCAGGAGACCAAACCCACCAUCAUGGUCACUUACAAUGGGGACUUCUUUGACUGGCCCUUUGUGGAAGCCAGAGCAGCAGUGCAUGGAAUGAAUAUGUACCAAGAGAUUGGAUUCCAAAAGGACAGCCAAGGGGAAUACAAAGCCUCCCAGUGCAUCCACAUGGACUGUCUAAGGUGGGUGAAGAGAGACAGUUACCUCCCUGUGGGAAGCCACAACCUGAAAGCAGCAGCCAAAGCAAAGCUGGGCUAUGACCCGGUGGAGCUGGACCCUGAAGAGAUGUGCCGGAUGGCUACAGAAGAGCCUCAGACACUGGCCACUUACUCGGUGUCCGACGCUGUUGCUACCUACUACAUGUACAUGAAGUACGUGCACCCGUUCAUCUUCGCCCUGUGCACCAUCAUUCCCAUGGAGCCCGACGAGGUGCUACGGAAAGGCUCAGGGACGCUGUGCGAGGCGCUGCUCAUGGUCCAGGCCUAUCACGCCAACAUCAUCUUCCCCAACAAGCAGGAGCAGGAGUUCAACAAGCUCACAGAGGAUGGGCAUGUGCUAGACUCAGAGACCUACGUCGGGGGCCAUGUGGAGGCGCUAGAGUCGGGGGUCUUUCGCAGCGACAUCCCCUGCCGCUUUAAAAUGAACCCUGUUGCCUUUGACUUCCUGCUGCAGCGUGUAGAGAAAACUCUCCGGCAUGCCAUCGAGGAGGAGGAAGGUUUGCCACUGGAUCAAGUCACCAACUUCCAGGAGGUGUGUGAUGAAAUCAAAGUCAAGCUGAACUGCCUGAAGGACAUUCCUAACCGGAUUGAGUGUCCCCUCAUUUACCAUCUGGACGUGGGGGCCAUGUACCCCAACAUCAUCCUUACAAACAGGCUGCAGCCCUCGGCGAUGGUGGACGAGGCCACAUGCGCUGCCUGUGACUUUAACAAGCCAGGUGCCAAUUGCCAGCGCCGGAUGACCUGGCAGUGGAGAGGGGAAUUUAUGCCCGCGAGCCGCAGCGAGUACCACCGCAUCCAGCAGCAGCUGGAGUCAGAGAAGCUGCCCCCUCUCUACCCGGACGGCCCGCCCCGUGCUUUUCAUGAGCUGUCCCGCGAGGAACAGGCCAAGUUUGAGAAGAAGCGACUGGCGGAUUACUGCCGCAAGGCCUAUAAGAAGCUGCAUGUCACCAAGGUGGAGGAGCGCGUCACCACCAUCUGCCAGCGGGAGAACUCGUUCUAUGUGGACACCGUGCGAGCCUUCCGAGACCGUCGCUACGAGUUCAAGGGGCUGCACAAGGUGUGGAAGAAGAAGCUGUCUGCGGCCACAGAGAUGGGAGACGCCACCGAAGUGAAGCGCUGCAAGAACAUGGAGAUCCUGUAUGACUCCCUACAGCUGGCGCAUAAGUGUAUCCUCAACUCCUUCUACGGCUACGUAAUGCGCAAAGGGGCCCGCUGGUACUCCAUGGAGAUGGCUGGGAUUGUCUGCUUCACUGGAGCAAACAUCAUCACCCAGGCCAGGGAGCUGAUCGAGCAGAUAGGGAGGCCGCUGGAGCUGGACACAGACGGAAUCUGGUGUGUCCUUCCCAACAGCUUCCCAGAAAACUUUGUCAUCAAAUCGACCAAUGCGAAGAAACCGAAGGUGACAGUCUCCUAUCCUGGUGCCAUGCUGAAUAUCCUGGUGAAGGAAGGCUUCACAAAUGAUCAGUACCAGGAGCUUGUGGACCCGGCUAUGCUCACCUACGUUACCCGCUCAGAGAACAGCAUCUUCUUUGAAGUGGACGGGCCGUACCUCGCCAUGAUCCUCCCAGCCUCCAAGGAGGAGGGCAAGAAACUGAAGAAACGGUACGCAGUGUUCAACGAGGACGGGUCCCUGGCUGAGCUGAAGGGGUUUGAAGUGAAGCGGCGUGGGGAGCUGCAGCUGGUUAAGAUCUUCCAGUCGUCCGUGUUCGAGGCCUUCCUGAAGGGCACCACACUGGAGGAGGUCUAUGCCUCUGUGGCCAAGGUGGCUGACUACUGGCUCGAUGUGCUUUACAGCAAGGCUGCCAACAUGCCGGACUCAGAGUUAUUUGAGCUGAUUUCCGAGAACCGCUCCAUGUCCCGCAAGCUGGAGGAUUACGGGGAGCAGAAAUCCACCUCCAUCAGCACGGCCAAGCGCUUGGCCGAGUUCCUGGGGGAUCAGAUGGUGAAGGAUGCUGGGCUAAGCUGUCGAUUCAUCAUUUCCAAGAAACCGGAAGGGUCACCAGUCACUGAGAGGGCCAUCCCGCUUGCCAUCUUUCAAGCCGAGCUCACUGUGCGGAAGCACUACCUCCGGAAAUGGCUGAAGAGCCCCUCCCUGCAGGACUUCAACAUCCGAACGAUCCUGGACUGGGACUACUACAUCGAGAGACUGGGCAGCACCAUCCAGAAGAUCAUCACCAUCCCUGCAGCACUGCAGCAGGUGAAGAACCCCGUGCCCCGGGUCCGACACCCCGACUGGCUGCACAAGAAGCUCCUGGAGAAGAAUGACGUAUACAAACAGAAGAAAAUCAACGAACUGUUCACUAGUGAAGGCAAGAGACAGGUCACUGCCAACCAGCCCCAGGAGGGCACCCCAUGCACACAGGUUGCCGACAUGGAGGAUUUUGGGGCUGCCAAGCCCCUGCAGCUGUCGGUUCCCGUCGCCAGUAAGCGCAAGCGAGUCCCAGUGGCAGGGGAGAGCCAGGAGGUGUCUCAGAACCUGGAGCUGACCCAGUCCUGGCGGGAGAUACUGGGCCCGCCCCCACCCACUGGCACCACAAAGGAGGAGCGCAUGGCCUGGCUUCAGUACCACAAGAAGAAGUGGGAGCUGCAGGCGCGGCAGCGCCAGGCGCGCCGGAAGAAGCGGCGGCUGGAGGAUGGCGAAGUGGUGCUGGGUGGGGGCGUGAUCCGGGAUGGGCCCUCCAAGGGGCUCAGCAGCUACCUGCGCAGGACAGCACGCAGCAUCCUGGACCUGCCCUGGCAAAUCGUGCAGGUUGCGGAGACCAGCCAGCCGGGCCUGUUCAGGCUGUGGGCCGUUAUUGGGAGUGACCUGCACUGCAUCAAGCUGAGCAUCCCGCGGGUCUUCUACGUCAACCAGCGGGUAGCCAAGCCAGAGGAGGGAGUCGCCUACCGGAAGGUGAACAGGGUCCUGCCCCGCUCAAAUCUCCUCUACAACCUGUACGAGUACUCCGUCCCCGAAGACAUGUAUCAAGAGCACAUCAACGAGAUCAAUGCUGGCCUGUCUGCCCCGGACAUCGAGGGAGUGUACGAGACUCAGGUGCCAUUACUGCUGCGCGCCUUGAUCCACCUCGGCUGCGUGUGCAUGGUCAGCAGGCAGCUGGUCAGGCAUCUCACCGGCCGCGAGGCUGAAACCUUUGCCCUGGAGCAUCUGGAGAUGCGCUCGCUGGCCCAGUUCAGCUACCUAGAGCCAGGGAGCAUCCGGCACAUUUAUCUCUAUCACAACUCCCAGGGCAGCAAGGCACUCUUUGGCCUCUUCGUCCCAUCGCAGCGCAAGGCCUCUGUCUUCGUGCUGGACACGGUGCGCAGUAACCAGAUGCCUAACCUGGCCAACCUGUACUCCUCGGAGCGCAGCACCAUGCUGGAGAAGCUGAGCGAGGAGCUGCUCCCGCCGGACAAGCACACCUUCGAGGUGCGAGCUGAGACCGACCUCAAGACGGUCUCCAGGGCCAUCCAGCGCCUGCUGCUGGCCUACAAGGACGAGCGCAGGGGCCCCACGCUGAUUGCUGUGCAGUCCAACUGGGACGUGAAGCAGCUGGCGAGUGGGAUUCCCGUCUUCGAAGAGUUCCCCUUGGUUCCCAUGCGGGUGACAGAUGACAUCAGCUAUGCUGUCCUGGAUUGGCAGCGUCAUGCUGCCCGCCGCAUGAUCCGCCACUACCUCAACCUGGACACCUGCCUGUCCCAGGCCUUCGAGAUGAGCAGGUACUAUCACAUCCCCAUUGGGAACCUCCCCGACGACAUCUCCACCUUCGGCUCCGACCUCUUCUUCUCCCGCCACCUGCGUCGCCACAACCACCUGCUGUGGCUCUCCCCGAUGGUCCGCCCGGACCUCGGGGGCAAGGAGGCAGACGACAGCCGGCUGGUCAUGGAGUUCGACGACAGAGCCUCGGUAGAGAUCAACAACCCGGGCUGCUAUUCCACCGUGUGUCUGGAGCUGGACAUCCAGAGCCUGGCUGUGAACACCAUCCUGCAGUCCCACCACAUCAACGACAUGGAGGGAGCCUCCAGCAUGAGCAUCAGCUUCGACGUGAUCCAGCAGGCAUCUCUGGAGGACAUGGUGACGGGGAACCAGGCCGCCAGCAUCCCGGCCAGCUAUGACGAGACCGCCCUCUGCUCCAACACCUUCAGGAUCCUGAAAAGCAUGGUGGUGGGCUGGGUGAAGGAGAUCACGCAGUACCACAACGUCUAUGCCGACAACCAGGUGAUCCACUUCUACCGCUGGCUCAGCUCGCCCUCCUCGCUGCUGCACGACCCGGCGCUGCACCGCACCCUGCACAACAUGAUGAAGAAGCUCUUCCUGCAGCUGGUGGCCGAGUUCAAGCGGCUCGGCUCUUCCGUGGUUUAUGCCAACUUCAACCGCAUCAUCCUGUGCACCAAGAAACGGCGCAUCGAGGACGCCAUUGCCUACGUGGAGUACAUCACCAACAGCAUCCACUCGAAGGAGAUCUUCCACUCCCUGACCAUCUCCUUCUCCCGCUGCUGGGAGUUCCUUCUCUGGAUGGACCCGGCUAACUAUGGGGGCAUCAAGGGGAGAGUGCCCUCCAGUGUCCCCUCUGGGGAGACAGACGCCAGCAAACGGCAAGCGGGUGCUGAGGAGGGCAGUGAGGAGGAGGAGGAGGAAGAGCCAGAACCAGGGGAGGCCAAUAUGGAGGAUUUGCUGGAGAACAACUGGAACAUCGUGCAGUACCUGCCACAGGCAGCCUCCUGCCAGAACUACUUCCUCAUGAUUGUGUCGGCCUACAUCGUCGCCGUGUACCACAGCAUGAAGGCGGAGGUGCGGCGCAACGCUCCUGGGAGCACGCCCGUCAGGAGGGCCAGCAGCCAGGCCUCCCAGGAGGCUGCGGGUGAGGUGGGCGCCAUGCCUGGCGUGAUCACCUUCUCGCAGGACUACGUCUCCAACGAGCUUACCCAGAGCUUCUUCACCAUCACCCAGAAGAUCCAGAAGAAGGUGACGGGCUCCCGCCAUGCCACGCUGCCCUCGGACAUGUUCCCAGCGCUGCCCGGCUCCCACCUGCCACUCAACAACCCGGCGCUGGAGUUCAUCAACUACGUCUGUAAGGUGCUGGCGCUGGAUGCCAACAUAACCAAUCAGGUGAAUAAGCUGAAGCGGGACCUGCUGCGCCUGGUGGACGUGGGUGAGUUCUCGGAGGAGGCCCAGUUCCGGGACCCCUGCCGCUCCUACGUGCUCUCCGAGGUGAUCUGUCGCAACUGCAACUUCUGCAGGGACCUGGACCUCUGCAAAGACCCCAGCCCCUGCCAGGAUGGUGCUGUGCCCCCCAGCUGGGUGUGCGCCAACUGCCAGGUGGAGUACGACCACAGCUCCAUCGAAGUGGCCCUGGUGGAAGCCCUGCAGAAGAAGCUGAUGGCCUUCGUGCUGCAGGACCUGGCGUGCGUGAAGUGCAAAGGCGUGAAGGAGACACACAUGCCCAUCUACUGCAGCUGUGCGGGAGACUUCACCCUGAUGAUCCAGACCAAGGCCUUCGUGGAGCAGAUCAACGUCUUCCACAGCAUUGCCCGGCACUACGGCAUGGCCCACCUGCUAGAGACCAUCGUGUGGCUGCUGCAGCUCAACCCGCAGCUCCGGUGAUGACAGAACAGCACCCUUCCCCACUGCUCUGUGCUCCGCUGCCAUGGGCCCAGGAGCAGGGGGGGUCUCUGAGCCCCACGCCGCAGCAGCUCCUACCCCUGGCUGUUGGCACCCAUCAGCCAUGCCCCUUGGCUUUCCUGCUGCCAGCUCAGAGGCCCUGGAGUGUUACUGAAGCCAAGGUACCAGCUUGGCCGUGCUGGAGGCUGCAGAGGAACUGAAGCUCUCCAUGCUGUAGGGCAGCCCGAAAGCUGGGCAGCGCCUUUCCCUCCAGGGCAUCGCCAUGCUGCCCUGGCACUGGCUGACGGUAGGCUCUCGCUGGCUGCCAUUGUAGAGGAGCAGCGGGAGUGAAGCCAGGAGCAGCAACUCCUCUCAGUGGGGCUCCUUUCUGCACCCCUGUCCCUGCAUGCAGGUGGGUGGCCCCUGGGCUCCUGGGACUCCCCCCUUGGGGGGGUGGGGGUUGAUGGUUUUUAUUAGGGUUUUUGAUAAGUCUGUGAAUAAAGAGUUGCUAUGA